Molecule: messenger RNA, 176 nt
Organism: Trypanosoma cruzi
Lineage: Eukaryota; Euglenozoa; Kinetoplastea; Trypanosomatida; Trypanosomatidae
Product: coatomer delta subunit, putative
Exons: 1
Source: RefSeq, a predicted model, not a curated record
GCGAUGGUGCCGCUAGCGGAAGUGAGGUGUUUUUCCCCGUGGAUGUCAGCUUCACCUCAUGCAGGACUGUCGCGAAGGUGCAGGUGGUUGAGGUGGUGCGGACUGAAACCGGGACACCAGUGCGGUUCAGUCAAGAGUCCCGCCUCGUCACGGAAUCAUAUACAGUUCCCGCAUAG